UGUCGAAUUCAUCAUGUCGUGUGUGUGAUGAAUGUGUGAUUGUGAAAUGAAAAUUAAAAUGUGUGGUUUUGAAAAUGAAUAAAAUAGGCACAUCAUCAUAAGUCGCAAACAUAAAUACCUACGAUCACUUAUUUAAUGUGUCAUUUAUCACACAGUACAUGAUGGUUACAAGGAAACCUGUAUCCUGGUUUUUAACAGAAACUGGAAGAAAAUUUUCAUUUGCUGUUGUUACCGGCAGUGGUAUGGCAUUCACAGCUGCAAAAUUCUUUCCUCAUACAAUUCUACUUGACAAAUAUAAAGAAUAUGUUCAUUACUACAGUAAUGGUAAACCGGUUGAUUUAACGAAAGAUCUUCAGGAGCGCUAUGAAAAAUGUCUUGCCUUAUUAAAUGUAUCUGAUGUCCACAAAAAGCUAAUUUCACCAUUCAGUGUUUUUGGAUAUGAUUUGUUCCAUGCAGGAAGUACCAGUUCCAAAUUUGGAGUGGCAGUGGGUAUACCUGUAAAUUUCACAUACAAAUCUGUUAGUGAUUUAGAGAAUCAUGAUAUAAGGGUAAAUCAAGAAAAGAUUGACUGGACUUCGGAAUAUGGACAAAAAUUAGCUGAUGCCAUUAUUCUGUCUGAAAAUGUACAAAACUUUGCUAUAUGCCGAGAAAUACUUAUGACCCAAAAUAACAAAGUGUUCUAUGAAUCAGCUUAUCCAUUCAUGUGUGUAUUUGUUAUGUAUAAUUUGACACAAUAUCUCAAUAAUCGACUAAACUUGUAUGCUGCCCCAAAACUUGUAAGAGGCACACUAUAUGGCAUUAUAGGAUUGUUUGGCUUGGGGACAUAUUUUCUCUUGAAGGACAUGACAGAAGUUCACUAUGAGACUAAAGUUGACAAGCAGUUAUGUGAACUAGGACCGGAAUUCAUUGAGAGUGGAGUGAUAUUUUAUGAAAAAUUACUACAGAGGAAUCAGGCGCUGAGAGAAUUGAUGGGCAGUGAAGGACAACGAAAAUAUAGCAAAUUGGGCAAUGAAAAUUUCUUUUUGCGCCAACCUCGUAUAGCUUUAGUACACAGAAAAGCAUUUUUUGAGGAAAAGUUAAAAGAAUGUAGAAAUGAAGAGGGAGAUGAAGACAAUUGACUUGUUGAAGGAAAAACAUAGGUAUAGAAAUGUUUGAUAGUCAUGGUAUUUAUAUAAAUAAAAGAUUACAAAUAUUGUUUAUCUGUUA
Plodia interpunctella (Indianmeal moth) is the source of this 1206-nucleotide messenger RNA. RefSeq lists its product as uncharacterized. The record is from RefSeq and is a predicted model, not a curated record. The transcript is spliced from 4 exons. The coding region runs from base 159 to 1118 and encodes 319 amino acids. Lineage: Eukaryota; Metazoa; Arthropoda; Insecta; Lepidoptera; Pyralidae. Gene Ontology annotation, cellular component: membrane.